ACAGUAGUUGGAAAAUUAACCACUGACGAAAAAUAUGAUAAGCCUUAGGUUUCAACCAAGCACCACCGCCGGUGUUUUAUCGGCGUCGGUGAGCCGUGCCGGUUUUAUCAAGCGGUGCGGUUCGACUAAACCGGGAAAGGUUUGCCGGUUUGUAAUAAUGGCGACGGCGGCGACUCCUCUCGAAAUCUGCGUCAAAGCUUCUAUCACCACACCCAACAAGCUCGGAGACUGCCCUUUUUGCCAAAGGGUGUUGCUGACAUUGGAGGAGAAGCAUGUUCCUUAUGACAUGAAAAUGGUGGAUUUGAGUAACAAGCCAGAAUGGUUCUUGGAAAUUAGUCCAGAAGGUAAAGUCCCAGUCGUGAAGUUUGAUGAGAAAUGGGUUCCGGAUUCAGAUGUUAUAACACAGGCUUUAGAAGAAAAGUAUCCUGAGCCUCCUCUUGCUACCCCACCUGAAAAGGCUUCAGUUGGGUCGAAGAUCUUUUCCACAUUUAUCGGUUUUCUCAAGAGCAAAGAUCCAGGAGAUGGAACUGAGCAAGUUUUGUUGGAUGAGCUUAGUACAUUCAACGAUUAUAUCAAGGAAAAUGGCCCAUUCAUAAAUGGAGAGAAGAUUUCAGCAGCAGAUUUGUCCUUGGCACCAAAGUUAUACCACAUGAAGAUUGCAUUGGGACAUUACAAGAACUGGUCUGUUCCAGAUUCGCUUCCGUUCGUCAAAUCCUACAUGGAGAAUGUUUUUUCGAGGGAAUCAUUCACGAACACACGGGCGGAAACAGAGGAUGUAAUUGCCGAUUUUCUCGGGAAUCUGUCGGGCGUUUCUUCAGAAUCUGCCAUGAUUCUCCAAACGGCUUUCUCUCUACCCACACCUACUGCUACUACUACUCUUUUAUCUCGCAGCUGUCCUCACCAGCUCAACACUCUGUUCUUCACUCACCGACGCCGUCGAUUAAUUUCCCCAUCCCGCUUUAAUUCAAGUUUUGCGCAACGUAGAUUCUCUUCCUCUGUUGCUGCGUCAGGAAAUAAUGUCUUUACUUCUCCUGAGACAUCCAAGACCUUUGAUUUUUCCUCUGAGGAGAAAAUAUACAAAUGGUGGGAGUCGCAAGGCUACUUCAAACCAAAUUUUGACCAAGGAGGCAGUCCUUUUGUGAUACCAAUGCCACCUCCUAAUGUUACUGGUUCUCUUCACAUGGGCCAUGCAAUGUUUGUCACUCUUGAGGAUAUUAUGGUUCGGUACAAUAGGAUGAAAGGGAGACCAACACUUUGGCUUCCCGGGACUGAUCAUGCUGGUAUUGCCACUCAGUUGGUCGUGGAAAAGAUGCUAGCGUCAGAAGGCAUUAAGAGAGUGGAUUUAGGUAGAGAUGAGUUUACCAAAAGAGUCUGGGAAUGGAAGGAGAAGUAUGGCGGAACCAUCACAAAUCAGAUUAAAAGACUGGGUGCUUCUUGUGAUUGGAGUCGAGAGCGCUUUACUCUUGAUGAGCAAUUGAGUCGAGCUGUGGUCGAGGCUUUUGUAAAACUUCAUGACAAGGGGUUGAUAUAUCAAGGAUCUUACAUGGUCAACUGGUCCCCUAAUUUACAGACUGCUGUUUCAGACUUGGAAGUAGAAUAUUCAGAGGAACCUGGGUUUCUAUACCAUAUUAAAUACCGUGUAGCUGGAAGUCCUGAUUUUCUUACUAUAGCAACGACUCGUCCAGAGACAUUGUUUGGUGACGUGGCCCUUGCCGUGCAUCCUGAGGAUGAUCGUUAUUCAAAAUAUGUUGGUCAGACAGCAAUUGUACCUAUGACAUAUGGUCGUCAUGUCCCAAUUAUUGCUGAUAAGUAUGUUGAUAAGGAUUUUGGGACUGGUGUUCUGAAGAUAAGUCCUGGGCAUGAUCACAACGAUUACCUUCUUGCAAGAAAGCUAGGUCUCCCCAUAUUGAAUGUGAUGAACAAGGAUGCAACACUAAAUGACGUUGCUGGCUUGUUUUGUGGCCUUGACCGGUUUGAGGUGAGGGAGAGACUAUGGGCAGAUCUCGAGGAGACGGGUUUAGCUGUUAAGAAGGAGCCUCAUACUUUACGAGUUCCAAGAUCUCAGCGUGGUGGAGAAGUUAUUGAGCCACUUGUAAGCAAACAAUGGUUUGUCCACAUGGAUCCUUUAGCUGAGAAGGCUCUUCUUGCUGUUGAAAACAAAAAACUUACCAUCAUACCUGAAAGAUUUGAGAAGAUAUACAAUCACUGGCUGACAAAUAUUAAGGAUUGGUGCAUAAGCCGGCAGCUGUGGUGGGGGCAUCGCAUACCAGUUUGGUAUGUGGUUGGAAAGGAUUGCGAGGAGGAUUACAUAGUUGCUAAAAAUGCGGAAGAAGCCCUUGAGAAAGCCCAUGAGAAGUACGGAAAAGACGUUGAAAUAUAUCAGGAUCCAGAUGUUCUUGACACCUGGUUUUCCAGCUCGCUGUGGCCAUUCAGCACUCUUGGCUGGCCUGAUGUAUCAGCGAAGGAUUUCAAUAACUUCUACCCUACAAAUAUGUUAGAAACAGGGCAUGACAUAUUAUUUUUCUGGGUAGCAAGAAUGGUUAUGAUGGGAAUAGAAUUUACAGGGACCGUUCCAUUUUCUCAUGUCUACCUUCACGGACUUAUAAGGGACUCUCAAGGGAGAAAAAUGUCAAAAUCUCUUGGGAAUGUGAUUGAUCCGCUUGACACAAUCAAAGAUUUUGGCACUGAUGCUCUGAGAUUUACGAUUGCACUAGGAACUGCUGGUCAGGAUCUGAACUUAUCUACUGAGAGGUUAACUGCAAAUAAAGCAUUCACCAACAAACUAUGGAAUGCUGGAAAGUUUGUGUUGCAUAGUCUGCCUAGUCUAAGUGAUACAUCUGCUUGGGAGAAUUUGCUGGCCCUCAAGUUGGAAAAAGAGGAAACCCUGCUUAGUUUACCCUUGCCUGAGUGUUGGGUGGUGUCAAAACUCCAUAUUCUCAUUGAUUCCGUCACAGCAAGCUAUGAGAAGUUGUUCUUUGGUGAUGUAGGAAGAGAAACAUAUGAUUUCUUUUGGAGUGACUUUGCUGAUUGGUAUAUUGAAGCCAGCAAAUCUCGACUGUAUGGAUCUGGAGGCAAUUCAGUUUCUCUAGCUUCUCAGGCAGUUUUGUUAUAUGUCUUUGAGAAUAUACUAAAGCUGUUGCAUCCAUUUAUGCCGUUUGUAACUGAGGAUCUAUGGCAGGCACUUCCCUACAGGAAGCAAGCGCUUAUUGUGUCUCCAUGGCCACAAAAUUCACUUCCAAGGAAUGUUGAAUCAAUAAAAAGAUUUGAGAAUUUACAAGCGCUGACUAGAGCAAUUCGAAAUGCACGAGCAGAGUAUUCAGUGGAGCCGGUAAAGCGUAUAUCUGCCUCAGUUGUUGGAAGUGCAGAGGUCAUUGAAUAUAUUUCGAAAGAGAAGGAGGUAUUAGCUCUUCUAUCCAGGCUUGACUUAAACAACGUCCAUUUUACCAAUGCCCCUCCUGGUGAUGCAAAUCUCUCAGUCCAUAUUGUUGCCAGUGAAGGACUAGAGGCAUAUCUACCUCUUGCAGCUAUGGUUGAUAUAUCUUCUGAAGUCCAACGCAUUUCCAAACGUCUCUCCAAGAUGCAAACUGAAUAUGAUGCCCUCGUAACUCGUCUCAGUUCACCAAAGUUUGUGGAGAAAGCUCCAGAAGAAGUGGUGAGAGGUGUAAAGGAGCAAGUAGAAGAAUUAGAAGAGAAGAUAAAGCUGACCAAAGCUAGGCUUGGUUUUCUCAAGUCUACUACUUCUUUAGUGUCUCAUUUCAGCGAAGGAAGCAGAGGAGCCAAAUCAAUGGCGGCCAACAAUUUCGCGACGAAGCUAAGCAGAAACACCAAUAGAAUUACAGUAAUCUUGGUCUACGCAUUUCUUGAAUGGCUUCUCAUGUUCUUUAUCUUCCUCAAUUCCUUUUUCACUUACUUUAUCGUCAAAUUCGCCUCUUUCUUCGGUCUUAAGCAAGUAUGUCUUCUCUGUCCGAAGCUAGAUCGAAUCUUCGAGCGAAACCCAGAAACUAGAUUCACUUACAGAGAGCUUUUAUGUCAAAAUCACAUCGCGGAGCUCGCAAGUCUGAGUUUUUGCACAACUCAUGGGAAAUUAUCCGAAUCGGCGAACUUGUGCUCUGAUUGCUCUAACCGCGAAGAAGAACAGAGCAACAUUGGUUUAGGGUUUUGCACAUGUUGUCAAAAGAGCUUAGCGGAUAAACCCUACCCUAAUUACUUGCUUAUCAAGUCAUCAAUUUGGGGGAAAACUUUGGGUGAUAAAGAAAAUGGAGGAUUGAUCUUAGAGAUGAUCGAUGAUGAUAAAUUUGGAGAUGGGUUUGAGAUAGAGAGAGAAUCUUAUCCCUUAGGAUUCUUCAGAGGUAAAGCAGAAGAAGGAAAGAGACAAGAGCAGCAGCAAAAUGGUGAAGUGAUUUCAGAUGUUGAGAGCUAUGGUUUAAGCUUGAGAGAAGUGUCUGAGGAGGAUGGGUUAAGAUCUAUCAUCAGCAAUAAUUCUCCUGGGAACGAAGAAGGAACCCCAGAAGCUAAAUCAAGAGUAUCAGAGGAUGAACAAAGGGAUGAUGAUACUAGCAAUGUUGCCACAUAUGGGGAAGAUCAAAUUUCAGUGCAUGUGGAAGAAAAAGGAGAAGGAACAGGAGGAGAAGAUUUGUUGGAUGACCAGUUUGAGAGCAAGAAUUUCAUUUGUAGCCAAAAUGAAGAAGAAGAAGACGAUAUAGAAGAAAAGACCAAGGAGCUUGAUCCAGAAACUCCAACUUCAGUCAGUACUUUAUUUAACAAGAAACUUCAUUUUCUUGCUAGAAAUGAGUAUGCAGCUUCUGAAGAUGCAGGAGAUGGGAGUGUAUUAGUGAGUGAGAUGGACGGUGGAGAUCCUUUAAGGACUAUUGAAAGGCUGAGAGAGACUGUGAGAGCAGAACAAGAAGCUUUGAGAGAUUUAUAUGCAGAGCUGGAAGAAGAAAGAAGUGCGUCUGCAAUAUCUGCUAACCAGACAAUGGCGAUGAUCACGAGGCUACAAGAAGAGAAAGCGAAAGUACAGAUGGAAGCGUUGCAGUAUCAGAGAAUGAUGGAGGAACAAGCCGAGUAUGAUCAAGAAGCCUUGCAGCUGUUGAAUCAUUUGAUGGUGAAACGAGAGAAAGAGAAGGAACAACUCCAGAGAGAACUUGAGGUUUAUCGGGCCAAGGUUUUAGAGUAUGAAUCGAAAGCUAAGAACAAAAUCACAAUUGCAGAAAGCAAUGGUGAGGCUGCUGAUGAUAAUAAUGAUACUGAUGAUGAUGAUACUAAAGAGGAGGAGAAUAGAGAAGAUGAUAAUUCUUCUGAGAUGGAUGUGGAUUUGGAGAAGAUAACAUUGGAUUGCGUACAACAUAUGAGCAUGCUUGGUGAAUCUUUAUCAGAGUUUGAGGAAGAGAGGUUAGUGAUUUUGGAUCAGCUUAAGGUGUUAGAGGAUAGGCUAGUAACAAUGCAGGACAAUGAAUCUGCUGAGGACCCUGGAGAAUUCAGCAAUAGUUAUGAAGAAGAGAGUAAUGGACAUGAAGGGCUAACAAUGGCAUCAAUGGCAAAGAGUCUGCUACCUCUUCUAGACGCAGCAGAGAACGAAUCAGAAGACGGGUCUCAAGAACCACCGGAAUCCGAUGAAAAGAACUUUGGUUCAGACAGUGAGAAACUGGAGAUCAUCAGACAAGUUGAUAGUGUAUAUGAGAGGUUACAGGUGCUGGAAACAGAUGGAGAGUUUCUGAAAAACUGUAUGAGUUCAGCGAAGAAAGGUGACAAAGGAACAGAUAUUCUUAAAGAUAUACUGCAACAUCUCCGCGAUCUCAGAACAAUUGAACUCACUGACACAAUCGAAAACCAGACGACACAGGAAGAGUGAUGUUUAUUCACAAGAAUUAUAUAUGACCUCUCUCUCACCGUUGUUCAGACAGAUUUCAACAACCGGAAUCAAUGUCUUUGCCCUGCUUCAUGGAGGAUCUGAGAAUUACAGAAAUUCUUAGAUGUCUCUUGUUUGUGUUUUCUGUUUUUGUUUGGUGUAACAAAAGGUUUCACACACACAAGUCAUUGGAGACUUGAGCCUGUCAUGUAAAUUAUCUGUGUUUUUUGUAGUUCAUGAAAAUUUUCAGUUGGAAAAUAAUUAUAUUUUUAAAAGUAAAUGAAAUGUUCAUAA
Molecule: messenger RNA, 6142 nt
Organism: Arabidopsis arenosa
Lineage: Eukaryota; Viridiplantae; Streptophyta; Magnoliopsida; Brassicales; Brassicaceae
Source: the annotation of a GenBank genome assembly